This is a messenger RNA of Kockovaella imperatae, 1791 nucleotides long. RefSeq lists its product as hypothetical. Lineage: Eukaryota; Fungi; Basidiomycota; Tremellomycetes; Tremellales; Cuniculitremaceae. Gene Ontology annotation, biological process: amino acid transmembrane transport. The transcript is spliced from 7 exons. Bases 1 to 1791 code for a protein of 596 amino acids. The record is from RefSeq and is a predicted model, not a curated record. Gene Ontology annotation, molecular function: amino acid transmembrane transporter activity.
AUGGGCGAAGCCUCUAACGAAGAGGAAGAGGGUCAGGAGGAGAGGGAGGCGGACGACGAUGACGGUCUGGACGACGACGAGUUGGACGGCCACGGUAGUCAUUAUGACCUCACCGCCAAGCUCCGUCAAUCCCAUCGGACAGAUAGCGUUGAGAGCAGAGGUGGAGAAGGAGAGAGCGGCGCGAGUGCCGCAAGUGGGUCUGGAUCAACAUCUUUCAAUUCGGAUUCUAUACUAGAGAUAUUGGACGAUGAAGAAGAAGAAGAAAAUAAUGACCUUGGUUUGGAUGAGGAGGAGGGAAUGUUAGAAGACGAGCUGGCGGAAGGUGAUCCGUUAGUCGGUACGAGUGGAAGAAGGAGAAGAAGACGUAAACGAUGGGAUGAAGGUGAUGAGAAGAGCGACAAGUCACUGUUCGAGCUCGUCGCUCCUCUUGUCCUCGCUCAUCCUCUGCCUCUCCUUCCCUUCCUCUCCGCUAUACCGUCUGACUUCCUCCCCGCUGGUGUCGUGUUCUUCAUCCCGAUCUACUGUGUCUUGAUAGCGCUGUCAUCGUGCGCUCAUAUUGUCAUCGUAUACCUUGCUUGGUAUCUCAAGGUCGGGAGCUUUGAAGAGGUCUUUGGUCGAGUCACUGGCAGAUUCGGACGCUAUGGUCGCUGGGCUGGUAGGGGGAUCGUCAUGCUAUCCACAACGGGUCUCGUAGUCCCCUGGCUAGGAUCUUUGCAUUCUCUGCUGUCGCCGGUCGUCGAUACUUUCCUACCGAAUCACCCUGCUCUGCGGCAUUCCAUCUUAUGGACAAUCAUCCCGUCAGCAUGUCUGCUACCGUCAUUGUUUCCUUCCCGUAUGACUCGGUCCAUCCGCCGUUCGUCUCCAUAUCUUGCCCUCUUACUGCCCUUGGUCGUGUUCCUUGUCAUCGGACGCACGUCAGAACUGAACAAGGCAGCUCAAGAGGAUCUGCGCAGUCGAGAUAUCUUUCAUAGAGCAUUUGGCAUUGAGGGAAAGAGCUCUGCAGGAGCUGGUAUCACUACGCUUGCGAUCUUCCUGUCCCCACAUAUCAACACUAUUCCCAUUCAUCGGACAUUGACCCGUAACAAACGCUCAUCAUUCCCUCUCCCAUGCCUAAUCUCCUCCGGAAUCGUCCUAGCUCUCACACUCCCAUUCGCUCUCGUCCCAUAUUACCUCUUACCUUACGAUGACAAUUCUAUCGAUCGAUCGGUCUUUUCUCGCCUACCACUCGACGACGGUUGGGUCAAUUUGGCUCGACUUUUCCAAUGUUUCCUAUCUCUUGGUACUUGCAAUGUGUGGAUCUUGAGAUGUCGAGAUACUGUGCUCUCAACGAUGGGAGUAGAGUCGGGUGAACGUGUCAAAGCUGGCCGUUGGGUCGGUCUGGGACUUUGGGUCAUCAUCACUGCUUUAGCUUGUGUAAGAGGAUGGGUUGGUCAAAAGAUUGAAAUGAUCGGCAUCAUCUUGACCCUUGGAGUCGCAUGGUUCCUUCCAUCCCUCUUCUUCAUCAUUACUUUCCACGUCCGAUCUCCCCUAGCGAUCAUUUUUACACACAAGCCUUCGGCAGUCAGCGCCAACGAUCCUACACCUACGCUGGAUUUACCUAGAGCUCAUUCUCGUUCAGACAGUCUGAACGACCCGUCAACAGAUGUCUUGCUGGCCAGGAAGGAGAGGCAAUUACAGAAGAGAAGAUUAGGCAGAAGAUUAUGGCAGGAUCUUAUCGUCUACGUCGGGAUCUUGCCAGUCGGAAGCAUCACUUUAGCUUGGUCUAUAGGUUCAUUCAUAGGUUUAUGGUGA